AUGUGGCCGCAGGCUCAAACAGCCCGAGGACUCCUUGCACCUUUCCACCGCCUGAAGACAAUAUCGGGCAUAUUCAAUAUAUCUACAUGUAUGUAUAUAUAUAUAUAUAUACCGACGAACCGCCGCAGCCAUUUCAAUAAAUCUUGGCAAUGCCCUAAAAAUAUUAGCAUAAUAAAAGGCGCGACAACAAAGCAGAAGGGUCAACUCAAUAUCGGAGCAACUGGCAGGCGGAGGGGGCGGCUGCUUCCAGCGCAUUUGGCACAUUUACACAAACAGACGGCCCAAGGAGCAGCAGAUUUAUGUCAGCAACAAGCUAUCAGGCAACUGGGAUAUCUCAGCCACCCACCUCCCCCUCAAAACGACCUUAAUACGCAUAAUUUGGGGGCGGCAAGUGGGAGGCAAGUGGGAGGCAAGUGGGCGGCGGUGUCGUAUAAUGUGCUGCAGGCUUCGAUCAGCAAUAAAAAUUCAAAUUUCGCCCAGAGCGCACAAAAAAUGUUCGCUGCGAGGAAAGGUUGCUCUCGACUAGAUACCCUGCAGUCGGGGUAG
Drosophila teissieri is the source of this 546-nucleotide messenger RNA. RefSeq lists its product as uncharacterized. Lineage: Eukaryota; Metazoa; Arthropoda; Insecta; Diptera; Drosophilidae. The record is from RefSeq and is a predicted model, not a curated record. The transcript has a single exon. Bases 1 to 546 code for a protein of 181 amino acids.